UACUUCAUUACUUUCAUUUUCUUCCUCUCAAUUCUCUCAAAGAUAUUCAUCAUCUCUCUAUCCAAAAAAGAAAAAAAUGUCUCAUAGCAAUCGCCCGCCGAAUUGGAAGGAAUUCGAAGAUAAAAUUUUGUGGUAUGCAUGGAUCGAAAUUUCGGAGGACGGUGUUGUCGGCCAUUAUCAACCGGGGAUUGAAUUUUGGAGGCGCGUUGGGGUCUUAUUUGCCGAGAGAAGCACAGGCAUUUCACGUCCCGACGGCGGCCUCAGCAAUCGAUGGAAGAUCAUACAAAAGAAAUGUGGUGCGUGGAAUGCGGCAUCGAGAAAAGCAAGUGCGAUACCAAUGAGCGGCGAAAACCUCGCCGAUGUGGUUAAGCGAACGAAGAGUAUUUACGAGGCAGACACCGGAAAGGAUUUCAAUUUGCAUCAUUGUUGGGAGAUACUUCAACAUUGUCCAAAGUUCCUGGAGAUAUUUCAUUCCUCCGUGCCACCCAUUCCAGCAAUGGGUGGAUCUUCAUCGGGCAUGCCAUCCAGCGAGAGUGAUAGCCCCGACAUUCAAGCGCCUCCUUUUGUGAUCAACCGUCCCGAAGGCCGGGAUAAGCAAAAGAAGAAGAAUCGAGGAACUCCAUAUUCUUCCUCCGAGGCUUGGGACAAGAGUAUGGCCACUUUGGUGGAGUAUUGAGCACCAUAAAUGUUGGUGAUAGCCGAGCAGAAUUUCUUCAGACACACAAGCACGGUGCUUUUGACCAUUCGACAUGACUCAUCCAAAGAGCCGGCCGAGCAUCCAUAAGCAAGCAUCCGGAAUGCACUAGUCAGCUUCUGAUGUGGGGAGAAUGAGUCAUGACCCACAACAUCUGUACCUUGCUUGAAUUAGUCAUCAUACUGAACAACAUCGUUCAUGACUCGGUUGAAUAAGUCAGGGGGCAUUCGAUAUCGCCUUGUGAAGGCCUUAGCAUCGUAGGUUGGAUUUGGAUUGAAGUAGUCUUGCAUCAAGCGCCUGUGACCGUCUUCCUUGUUACGUCUCACCGUUUUUCGUGUUGAUGAACUGCCACGAGAUCCACUUGCUUGGUGUUGGUGAGGAUGGUUUGCGUACAUCAUGAACAUCUCCAUGCGAUCACAUUCAAGUUGACACUCGUACUCCCAUUGUCUAUCAUCAACUUUUCUUUGCCUCUCAUCAGCUUCUCUUUCCAUCUCAUAAGCUUCUCUAUCAGGGGAAUCCAUGAAGGCGAAAUAGUUUUGGGUGGCUAGAGAGGAGAAUGGAGGAUCAAUGAUUUUUUUGAAGAAAGAAUAUGGAAUGGU
Molecule: messenger RNA, 1293 nt
Organism: Linum trigynum
Lineage: Eukaryota; Viridiplantae; Streptophyta; Magnoliopsida; Malpighiales; Linaceae
Source: the annotation of a GenBank genome assembly